Molecule: messenger RNA, 2347 nt
Organism: Perca fluviatilis (European perch)
Lineage: Eukaryota; Metazoa; Chordata; Actinopteri; Perciformes; Percidae
Product: adenylate kinase 7-like
Exons: 18
Coding region: 129-2219 (696 amino acids)
Biological process (GO): nucleobase-containing compound metabolic process
Cellular component (GO): cytoplasm
Molecular function (GO): ATP binding; AMP kinase activity
Source: RefSeq, a predicted model, not a curated record
GACAGAAAUCAACAACUAGCUCGACUGCUACGUCAGUGAGAGCUUUAACACACAUAUUUUUUGUUAUUAAGUUAAUAUUUUCUACAAAAAGCUAAAAGCAUUUACAACCGAAAAUUCUCGCCUCUAAAAUGGGGGAUACAAAUAAACGAACUCGUCCGAAACGUAUUUUUGUCAACGACGUCGACAGAUAUUCUUCCGAACACAUCGCUAAGUUUUUAUCGACAUCAUGCGUAGCCGGAGAGACCUCUGAGGAAGUCGAAGCAGAAGAGACCACCCCUCGAGGUGAACUUGCUUUCCAACUAGUGGGAACUGUGUCUCCUUCCACUAAAGAUGAAAAACAAAGUUUUCUACUUGAACAGUACACGUCACCAACUCGAGACGAGCUUCUUGGGCACCUGCUGGAGUGUGACGUAGUUGUGUACAACAUCUCAGAAAGUGCUACACUACAGCAGAUUGAAGAAGCAACAUGGGCAAUCACAGCCCUUCAUGACCAGAUGGGGAACUUCACAUCUCGGAAAAUGUUCAUUUUAGUCUCAAGCGUGAUGACCUGGGCCAUGACCAAGCCACAGAAUCCGGAAGAAACACAUGUUAUGCUAGCAGAAGAAGAAUACAGAAGAAAAAGGCCGCAUCCCAGUUUCAAAAACCACAAUAAUCUUGAGAAACUUGUGCUCAAACUGGGUAGAGUUAAAAAGAACAAGCUAACUGGAUAUGUUGUAGGCUCUGGUGUUCAGUACGGAAAGGGAGAGAACCUAUUUCACUACUUUUUCAAGGUGGCUUGGUUGAUGCAGUUUCCUAAAGUUCCUCUCUUUGGACAGGGCACAAAUCACAUCCCCAUGAUUCACGUAUACGACCUUGCAGGAGUGAUCCAUAACAUCAUUGAACUCAAGCCAAAGUCAAAGUACAUUCUUGCGGUCGAUGACUCCAAAAACACUUUAGAGGAUAUUGUAAAGAUGAUAAGCGCUACACUUGGGCCAGGAAAAAUUAACAAAUUACCACAGCAGGACGCCAUCUCCAUGAAAGCUUUUAAGCCAGAGGAAUUGGAGUACCUAAAUAUCAACCUCCGCCUGGAUGCUUUUAUCAUAAAAGACUCCAUCCAUCUCCGCUGGAAGUCUGAAGCUGGGAUGGUUGAAAACAUGGAGAGCAUUGUGGAAGAAUACAGAGACACCAGGCAGCUACUUCCAAUCAGAGUGUGCCUGGUUGGACCUCCAGCUGUGGGUAAAACCACUGUUGCAGAGAAGCUCUGCAGUCAUUACCACAUACACCACAUCAAGAUCAAAGAAGUCGUUGAGGAAAAGUUCUCACAACUGGUGGGGAUAGUUAAUGAAGGGAACCCUGAGAAUGUCAGUGAAGAGGAAGUGGCGGCUGCACAGAAGGAAUUGGAACUCUUUAACACAAGCAGGGAAAUGAACGGAGGUCAACUGGCCGACCAUCUGGUUUUUGACAUUUUGCAAAAAAAGCUAAAUUCAAAGCCAUGCACAAACCAAGGAUUUGUUCUCGAUGGCUUCCCCAAGACUUAUGAGCAAGCAAAGCUGAUUUUCUCUGAUGAGGAUAUGGAUAACCAGGAUUUGAUGCCCGAAAAACCUUUGUACAACAAGAACAUCACUCCAGAGCAUGUUUUUGCCCUCGAUGCGACGGAUGAUUUUCUGACAAAGAGAGUUCUGGGACUUCCACAGAGUGUGGCAGAGAAAAAGUGCUACACCCAGGAGGAAUUUGUCCCUCGCCUGACAAGAUACAGACAAUUCAGUACGGCUGAAGAAACCCUGCUGGACUACUUUGAUGAGCUUGAGAUUCACCCGGAACAUAUAGAGGUCAGCACAGGUGAUUCAGAGUACACAGAUGUUAUCAAGAAGAUCACUGAGAUGGUGGGGAUUCCGAAGAACUAUGGCCCGAGUCCAGAGGAGCAGGAAGAGGAGGACCGAAAGAAAGAGGAAGAGAGGAAGCAGAAAGCGGCUGCAGAGGCGGCUGAGAAGAAACGCAGGAAUGAAUCUGCACUGGCCGAGAUGGCUGCUCAGUAUGAGGAGUGGCAAAAGAAUUUGUCCGUGGUGAAGAGACAGGAGCACGAUCUGCUGGAAGCUCACGCUCUUCCUCUGAGGAACUAUCUCAUGAAGAACGUGAUGCCUUCGCUCACUGAGGCCAUGUUGGAGUGCUCCAAGAUCAAACCAGAGGACCCCGUCGACUUUUUGGCUGAAUAUCUACUGCGGAACAACCAAAAAGAAUAACAAGGAAAUUAUCCCCAUGUUUCAUUUGAGGCUGUGUUUAUCCUACAGUAAUGUAAUCAAAAGGUUUAAAAAUUUAAAAGAGUGUUGCAUCAGUGUUAUAGGCUUAUAAUAAAUAUGAAGGAAUUUGA